This is a messenger RNA of Brassica oleracea var. oleracea, 977 nucleotides long. Its product is annotated as putative homeobox-leucine zipper protein ATHB-51. Gene Ontology annotation, biological process: positive regulation of DNA-templated transcription. NCBI's taxonomy places the organism in Eukaryota, Viridiplantae, Streptophyta, Magnoliopsida, Brassicales, Brassicaceae. Bases 140 to 832 code for a protein of 230 amino acids. The transcript is spliced from 3 exons. Gene Ontology annotation, cellular component: nucleus. The record is from RefSeq and is a predicted model, not a curated record. Gene Ontology annotation, molecular function: DNA-binding transcription factor activity, RNA polymerase II-specific; sequence-specific DNA binding.
UGCUCCUCCAAAAAAGGUUAUUAUGCCCUAGUUUUCUUUUCAAUUUCUCCGUCAUAUUAGAUCAUAUAUAACUUUCAUGCUUUUUAGCCAUCUCUCAUAUCAUCUUAUACAUAUUAAGAUUCACAAGAACUGAGAGAAAAUGGAAUGGACAACGACAAGAAACUUAGAAAACGUGAGAGUUGCUUUUAUGCCACCGCCAUGGCCGGAGUCAAGCUCAUUUAACUCGCUCCAUAGCUCCAACUAUGAUCCUUAUUCAGGAAAUUCAUGCACACCGACAGAUGCGCAAAUCGGACCGGUUAUCUCUGUACCGGAAUCAGAAAAGAUAAUCAAUGCGUACCAAUUUCCGAGCAACGACAACGAGAUGAUAAAGAAGAAGAGACUAACGAGUGGACAAUUAGCUUCACUUGAACGGAGUUUUCAAGAAGAGAUCAAACUAGAUUCAGACAGGAAGCUGAAGCUGUCGAGAGAGCUUGGUUUGCAGCCACGUCAGAUCGCGGUUUGGUUCCAGAACCGCCGGGCACGGUGGAAGGCGAAGCAGCUUGAGCAGCUAUACGAUUCGCUCAGGCAAGAGUACGAAGUUGUUUCUAGAGAGAAGCAGAUGCUGCACGAGGAGGUGAAGAAGCUAAGAGCUCUACUAAGAGACCAGGGAUUGAUCAAGAAACAGAUCUCCGGUGGUGAAGACAUGACGGAGAUUCCAUCUGUGGUGAUAGCUCAUCCAAGAGCAGAAAAUUUAAACAACAAUCAAAUCAAUGGAGAAAAUCAAAUUUACGGUAUUGAUCAAUACAACAACCCGAUGCUCAUCGCUUCCUCUUGCUGGCCCCCUUUCCCGUAAUAGCUUUUGCUUAUCUUAGAGGGAGAGAGUCUUAGACAGAGCUUUAGAUUGGUAGGGACAUUAAAGUCGUGUUAGAUUAAGACAAGCUUUAUUUUUAUAUCACUGCACUUUCUUAAAACAUAAAUGGAACGUUCUUGUGUCCCAA